Syngnathoides biaculeatus (alligator pipefish) is the source of this 10375-nucleotide messenger RNA. It is a transcript of the gene ppfia3, whose product is annotated as PTPRF interacting protein alpha 3. The record is from RefSeq and is a predicted model, not a curated record. Gene Ontology annotation, cellular component: presynaptic active zone. Gene Ontology annotation, molecular function: protein binding. Bases 363 to 4055 code for a protein of 1230 amino acids. The transcript has 31 exons. Gene Ontology annotation, biological process: synapse organization. Lineage: Eukaryota; Metazoa; Chordata; Actinopteri; Syngnathiformes; Syngnathidae.
CCGUGUACCGUCGCUCCCAUCUCGGAGGGAGGAGAUGUGGCUGUGGAUGUAGAGGUGGGUGCCAAGUAACCGAACCGGACCAGAGCCCUGGACAAGCGGCUGUUACUUCACUGCCAACCGAUACUGAAGCGGGAGGGCCUCGGCGCUCCUUUUCUCCCGUCCUUGGUGGACCAUGACACGGGUUCCUCCGUGGUAUUCCUGAAGAACCUAGGCCGGGGGUUCGAGGUCUUUCCCGAGGUCUUUCCCGAGGUCUCCCCGAGAUCUGCCCCCUCCCCCUCCUCCUCCCAACCUUCCCCCUCACCCUUCCUGGACUAUCUUACCCUUUCCUCUCCCACCUGACCAAACCCUCGACCAGCCUCAAGAUGAUGUGUGAGGUAAUGCCCACCAUCUCAGAGGACGGGCGAGGCGGCGGCUCCUCCUCUCCGGCGGGACCCGGCGGCAGCCACGGCGGAGGUAUCGGAGGUGGGGUGGGAGGCUACAGUAGCCGGGACCCCCGCAGCAGUGGUGGGGGUGCAGACGAAGGGGGCAGCACGGGUAACUUGGAGUCGCUGAUGGUCAACAUGUUGACUGAGCGAGAGAGGCUGCUUGAGAGUUUGAGGGAGACUCAAGACAGCCUGGGAACGGCCCACCUGCGACUGCGAGAGCUGGGACACGAGAAGGAGUCGCUACAGAGGCAGCUGUCCAUUGCACUGCCGCAGGAGUUUGCGGUGCUGACCAAAGAGCUGAACCUGUGCCGGGAGCAGCUGCUGGAACGAGAGGAGGAGAUCGCAGAGCUCAAGGCAGAGCGCAACAACACACGACUGCUGCUGGAGCACCUGGAAUGUUUGGUGUCGCGUCAUGAGCGUAGCCUGAGGAUGACGGUGGUGAAGCGUCAGGCACAGUCUCCCGCGGGGGUCUCCAGCGAGGUGGAGGUCCUUAAGGCCCUCAAGUCCCUGUUCGAGCACCACAAGGCGCUGGACGAGAAAGUCCGUGAGCGGCUGCGCGUGGCCCUGGAACGAGUGGGGGCACUGGAGGAAGAGCUGCAGUCGUCCUCGCAGGAAGUGGUCUCUCUACGCGACCAAAUCAAACGGCGGCAGCAGGGACUCGACAAAGAGCGGCUUCCCAACGGGCCGUCGUCCAUAUUAGAUGACGGCGAAGUGGACCGGCAGCGCGAAGGCGAGAUUGAACGACAGCGAUCUGAGUUGGGACAGCUCAAGGAGAGGUUGGCGCUCAUGUGCAGACAGGUUGGUGAGAUCGAGGAGCAACUGACGUCAGCCAGGAGAGAACUGACACGAUCCGAGGAAGCCAAUCACAAACUACAACGAGAUGUCAAGGAGGCUCUAUGUCAGAGAGAAGACAUGGAGGAAAGAAUCACCACACUGGAGCGGAGGUACCUGAGCGCCCAGCGUGAGGCGACGUCUCUCCAUGACAUCAAAGACAAACUGGAGAAUGAGCUGGCUAGUAAAGAGUCUCUUCACAGACAGAGUGAGGAGAAGAACCGUCAGCUUCAGGAGCGCCUGGACGACGCCAAGCAGAAGCUGCAGCAAACGCUGCAGAGGGCUGAAACUUUGCCCGAGAUUGAAGCACAGCUGGCGCAGAGGGUGGCCGCCCUCAACAAGGCUGAAGAGCGCCACGGCAACUUUGAGGAGCGACUCCGCCAGAUGGAGGCGCAACUCGAGGAGAAGAACCAGGAGCUCCAGAGGGCCAGGCAGCGUGAGAGGAUGAACGAUGAACACAACAAGCGUCUCUCGGAUACCGUGGACAAGCUGCUUUCAGAGUCCAACGAGAGGCUACAGCUCCACCUCAAGGAGAGGAUGGCUGCCCUGGAGGAGAAGAAUGCUCUCUCUGAGGAGCUAUCGAACAUGAAGAAGAUUCAGGAUGACCUUCUAGCAAACAAGGACCAGCUCAUUGCUGAGCUGGAGCGCCUUCAGCUUGAACUGGAUCAACUGAGAGCCAGGCCUGGAGGCUCUUAUUCCAGUCGAUCUCUACCCGGCAGUGCUCUGGAGCUGAGGUACUCCCACGGGGGCGGCUCUCUCCCAGUGGGCUCUACUACUCAUCUGGACACAUUCGGGAAUGCCUCCCUGGGUGGCAGGCGAAGCCACCGGUCACGAUGGAGCUCGGCCAGAGAGGAUUCCACCAAGUAUACAGACUGGGAGACGGGGGCACUGCUGGGGUCCAGCUACGACCAUGGUGUGGACGUGGGGUGCUCGGACGACGAGGAUGACGGAGACCAUCGCUUCGGGUCUGAGCUGCUGUCUCCCAGCGGACAGACGGAUGUACAGACUCUAGCCAUCAUGCUGCAGGAACAGCUGGAAGCCAUCAAUAAGGAGAUUAAGUUGAUCCAGGAGGAGAAGGAGAACACAGAGCUGCGUGCAGAGGAAAUUGAGAGCCGUGUGAGCAGCGUGGCCCUGGACAGCCCGCCCAUCCCGCCCUCCUCGCUGGGAAGAGAUGGUGGCGGGCGAGGCUUCAUCCCAUCCUCCAUUACCUCCUCCACCCUGGCCUCCCCGUCACCUCCCAGCUCGGGGCACUCCACCCCUCGCUUGCCUCACUCGCCUGCCCGUGAAAAUGACAGACUGACCAGCAAAGACGACGAGCGCUCCCUAGCCCUACUAGAUUCCACGCCACCACCCACACCACGAGCCCUGCGCCUGGACAGGAUGACACUCACUCACCCUGGGGCCCUGCUGGAUGAUCCCCGCGAGUUCCGCAGCCUGUCAGCAGACGGCAGCAGCUCCAACAGCAGCCAGGACUCCCUGCACAAGUCCAGCAAGAAGAAGAGCAUCAAGUCCUCCAUUGGACGACUCUUUGGGAAGAAGGAGAAAGGCAGGAUGGGACAGCCUGGACGGGAUGGCUCAGCCUCGCUUGCGUCAACACCCUCUGAAGAUCUGGCCUCUGGAGACCCCAUGGGCAUGAACAAGACUGGGACUUUGGGUCCAGCAGACAAAGACAGGCGCAGCAAGAAGAAGCAUGAGCUGUUAGAAGAAGCAUGUCGCCAAGGAUUGCCCUUUGCAUCCUGGGAUGGUCCUACUGUGGUGUCAUGGCUGGAGUUGUGGGUGGGCAUGCCCGCCUGGUAUGUGGCGGCCUGCCGGGCCAACGUAAAGAGCGGUGCAAUCAUGGCCAACUUAUCGGAUACGGAGAUCCAGCGUGAGAUCGGCAUCAGUAACCCUCUGCACCGCCUGAAACUAAGGCUCGCCAUCCAGGAGAUGGUGUCGCUCACCAGCCCCUCGGCCCCAGCCAGCACUCGCUCGUCAACCAGCAAUGUUUGGAUGACCCAUGCCGAGAUGGAGUCCUUGAAUGCUGCAAUCAAACCGCCGGAGCUGAAGGAGUUCAGCUGGGAUCAGAUUCUGGCGUACGGCGACAUGAAUCAUGAGUGGGUGGGCAACGACUGGCUGCCCAGCCUGGGCCUGCCGCAGUACCGCAGCUACUUCAUGGAGUCGCUGGUGGAUGCCCGCAUGCUAGACCACCUCACCAAGAAAGAGCUGAGGGGACAGCUCAAGAUGGUGGACAGCUUCCACAGGGUGAGUUUGCAUUACGGCAUCAUGUGCCUCAAGCGCCUCAACUAUGACCGCAAGGAGCUGGAGAGGCGGCGGGAAGAGAGUGCACACCACAACAAAGACGUGAUGGUGUGGUCCAAUGAACGCGUGAUGUGCUGGCUGCAGACGGUGGGACUGAAGGAGUACGCCGACAACCUUCGCGAGAGUGGCGUCCACGGUGCCCUGCUGGCUCUCGACGACACCUUCGAUUACACCGACCUGGCGCUGCUGCUUCAGAUACCGAAUCAGAAUACGCAGGCUCGCCAGCUCCUUGAGCAGGAGUACAACUCGCUCAUCACCGUGGGAACCGAGAGGCGGCCCGAGGAGGACGGCACCAAGACGUUCACCCGCUCUCCAUCGUGGCGCAAAAUGUUCCGCGAGAAGGACCUGCGGGGCGUUACGUCGGACUCGGCCGAGACCCUGCCUGCUAACUUCCGUGCCUCCGCCAUUGCCACAUCCUCCGUCACCCUCAGGAAAGUCCAGAGUGACGCCAGCUCCGGUGCCCGGGGUGAAUCCGCCUCCGUGAGGACGUACUCGUGUUGAGGGAGCAGCUGAGGGGUCACUGAUUACACUGGCACCCUCCGACUCACUGAAGAAUGACUCUAAAUAAGAAGAAAGAUCCCCCCCUUACACACACAUACACACAAUACACUCAACCUCUGGUUAGUUGUGCUCCGAACGUUCUGCAAUAACACGAACCGGACGAAGGUGACCUGAUGGUUUGUCUAUGUUUUUCUCAGAGCAGGAAGUCCAAGUUCUCUCUCUCUGUGGCCCCUCUUUGCUUGAAUCUUUGUUACACAAAGUGAAUUACGAUGCCAAUGUUGCCGUCGGGUGAGGGUGUGGGGGAAAGACUGAGUGUCACCAAUUUAUGUGGAAAGUAAAACAUGUGGACCCUUAAGCGGCAGACCACAUCACAGCCACCCCGCUCUAGGUGCUCUUCGUCCUUUUGUCUCGGGCACCUUGAAAGCCGAUCCAGAGUCCUUUGAAGACAUCCCAUAAUGAUACAAUUGAAAGGGUCUGAGCAGGAGGGGGGCCAGUCACACAGGCAUCAGGUUCAACUGUUUCCUGACACUUAUGCAGCGAGCCCAGAAGUACACCCUCUCUCAGGGUUCUGUGUGAAAGGCACUGAAAUCAACUUGACAAUUUCACACUUCCAGGGGAUGUAUCAAAAGGGUAUAGCAAAAAACUGGGGCAUCAGAAGUAGAUUCAAACAUUAAAUUACUUAAGUACCUGUGCUUUUCACACAGUCCAGACAUGACAAAGAAGUUGACCCAUUAAAAUUGUCUUCUUCCCGUGUUCUUCUUCUUUUCCUUCCGGCUAGUCCCAUUAGGGGUCGCCACAGCGUGUCAUCUUUUUCCAUCGUAGCCUAUCUCCUGCAUCUUCCCCUCUUACACCAAUUGCCAUCAUGUCUUCCCUCACAACAUCCAUCAACCUUCUCUUUGGUCUUCCUCUCGCUCUUUUCCCUGGCAGCUCCAUCCUCACCACCCUUCUACCAAUAUACUCACUCUCUCGCCUCUGAACAUGUCCAAACCAUCGAAGUCUGCUCUCUCGAAUCUUGUCUCCAAAACAUCCAACUUUGGCUGCCCCUCGAAUGAGCUCAUUUCUAAACCUAUCCAACCUGCUCACUCCGAGCGAGAACCUCAACAUCUUCAUUUCUGCCACCUCCAGUUCUGCUUCCUGUUGUUUCUUCAGUGCUAAUCCGUACAUCACGGCCUCACCACUGUUUUGUAAACUUUGCCCUUCAUCCUAGCAGAGAUUCUUCUGUCACAUAACAAACCAGACACCUUCCGCCAGCUGUUCCAACCUGCUUGGACCUGUUUCUUCACUUCCUUACCACACUCACCAUGCCUCUGGAUUGUUGACCCCAGGUAUUUCAAGUUUUCCACCCUCGCUAUCUCUUCUCCCUGGAGCCUCACUGUUUCCCCUCCACCCCUCUCAUUCACACACACAUAUUCUGUUUUACUUCAGCCAAUCUUCAUUCCUCUCCUUUCAAGUGCAUGCCUCCAUCUUUCUAAUUGUUUCUCCACCUUCUCCCUGCUUUCACUGCAUAUCACAAUAUCAUCUGCAAACAUCAUGGUCCAAGGGAAUUCCAGUCUAACCUAGUCUGUCAUCCUAUCCAUUACCACUGCAAACAGAAAGGGGCUCAGAGCUAAUCCCUGAUGCAGUCCCACCUCCACCUUAAAUUCUUCUGACACACCAACGGCACACCUCACCAUUGUUCUGCUGCCAUCAUACAUGUCCUGUACUUUUCUAGCAUAUUUCUCUGCCACACCAGACUUACGCAAACAGUACCACAGUUCCUCUUUUGGUACUCUGUCAUAGGCUUUCUCUAGAUCCACAAAGACACAUUGUAGAUCCUUCUGACCUUCUCUAUACUAUGUUGUGUUUAGUUAAAAGCAACCAAAGAGAAUUUGACAAUUUCACACAUGUGGAGGUAGUGUCAGAGGUAAAAGGACUAGCAGAAAGCCACAACGGGUGUGUGAAAACAAACGCAUUUGAAGUUCAAUUUCGCCAUAUGUGUCUUUCAUACAGAACCCAGUGUGGUGGAAUGCAGUUGACAGUGAUCAAAAACAUCUAUUUUUCACCAGUCGACCUCUCAAAGCAAUCUUUUCCCUUGAGCCAGUGUUCUGUCUGAUAAGUACACCAAAUAAUGCUCAGCGUAUUUUACUAUUGAGGUUUCAUAACAUCAAAACUGAUGAAAAAUCUGCUUUGACAAGAAGGAGACCCGUCAAAACUGGGGUUUUCGUGUGUCUGUGUGAAUGCAACUGAAUGCAACCUGACAAUUUCACACCUCUGAAGGUACUAUCAAAAGCAUAACAAAGGGAGGGAAACAGCUACGUAAAAAGGUAUUGCGGGAUGCCAAAAGAGAGGUGUGUUACUGACACAACAGAAGUACAAUCAAAAUUUAGCUACAUCUGCCUUUCACGCAGAACCCAGCUUUGUGGAGUUCACACUUUUGAAAGGAAGGAAGUAGCAGAGUCAAAGUCGGUGUGAAAGGUACCAAAGGUGACCUGAGAAUUUCCCCAUCUUUUGAGGUAUUGGAAGUGAGAUGUGGAUGUGAUUAUGUGAAAGGGAAUAAAGCUGGAAAGGGGGUAUAAAUAUAACACUAGACACUCACUUUUCAGACAAGUACAGUGGGGCAAAAAAGUAUUUUGUCAACUCCCAAUUGUGGAAAUUCUCCCACUUAAAAAUUUGAGAUGCCUGCAAUCUUCAUCUUAUGUAUACCUCACCUCAUGACAAAACGAGAAAGAAGAUCGAGAAAAUCACAUUCUGUUUUUUAAAGAAUUCAUUAGCAAAUCGUGUUUGAAAAUAAGUGCAGCAUUAGGUCACCAACAAACAAGCAAGAUUUUGGGCUGUCACCUGUAACUUCUUUUUAAGAGCCUCCACUGUACUCUGCUCAUUACCUGUAUCAAUGACACCUGAUUAAACUUGUUAUCAGCAUAAAAGACAAUUGCCUCCAACCUCAAAUGGUCACACUCCAAACUCCACUAUGGCCAAGACCAAAGAGCUGUCAGGACCCACCAGAAAUAAAAUUCUCGUCCUGCACCAGGUUACCUGCAGUAUGUUAGCAGCUUGGUGUGAAGAAAUCAAUGGUGGGAGCAAUUAUUAGAAAAUGGAGAACAUACAAGACUACUGAUAAGUUCCUCUCUGGGGUUGCACGCAAGAACUCACCACCUGGGGUCAAAAUGAUCACAAGAGUGGUUAGCAAAAAUCCCAGAACCACACAGGGGGAUUUAGUGAACGAUCUCCAGGGAGCUUAGAAGAAAGUAACAUAGGCUACCAUCAGUAACACACUACUCCGCCAGGGACUCAGAUCUUACUGUCAGACGUGUCCCCCUGUUUAAGCCAGUACACGUCAAGGCUUGUUUGAAGUUCGCUAGAAAGCAUUUAGAUGAUCCAGAAGGGAAUUGAGAGAAUGUCACAUAUGCAGAUGAAGCCAAAAUUGAAAGAAUGCAAAGUUAUAUCCAAAGAACACCAUACCUACAAUGAAGGAUAGGGGUGGAAACAUCAUGCUUUGAGUUGGUUUUCUGCAAAGAGGCCAGGAUGAAAGAGCCGUCUAAAGGAAAGAAUGAAUGGGGUCAUAUGUCAUUGGAUUUUGAGUGAAAACCUCGUUCCAUCAGCAAGGGGAUUGAAGAUGAAAGGUGGCUGGGUCUUUCAGCAUGAUGAUGAUCCCAAACACGCUCCUCUGGCAACGACGGAGAUGCAUGGUAACAAGCAUUUCAAGGUCCUGGAGUGGCCGAGCCUGUCUCCAGAUCUCAACCCCAAAGUAAAUCUUUGGAGAGAGUUGAAAGUCUUCAUCACUGCCCUAGAGAAGAUAUGCAUGGAAGAAUGGGCCAAAAUACCAGCGACAGUGUGUGAAAACUUUGUCAAAACCUACAGAAAACAUUUAACCUCUGUAAUUGCCAACAAUGUGUAUCUCUAUCCAUCUAUCUAUCCAUUUUUGGAGGCACUUAUCGUUACAAGGGUCAGAGGAGUGCUGGAGCCUACCCCACCUAUCUUCGGGAGGCGGAGUAUACCCUGAACUGGUUCCCAGCCAAUCGCAGGGCACAGGGAAACAAACACCCAUGUGCACUCACGUUAGCACCUUGCAGCAAUUUCCAAGUCUCCGAUUAAUGCAUGUUUUUGGGAUGUGGUAGGAAAUCGGAGUGCCCAGAGAAGACCCACCCAGGAAGAACAUGUAUACUCCACCCAGGAUUUGAACCCUGGUCCUAAGGAUUUUUUCUUCAUUUUGUCUCUCAUAUUUGAGGUAUACCUUGGAUGAAAGUGACGGGCGUCACUCAUCUUUUUAAGGAGAAGAACUUGCACAAUUGGUGGCUGAAUACUUUUUUGCCCCACUGUAUUGUAAAUGUCACCAGAUGUGAUUCAAUAAUCUGAUUGCAGUAUGUUGUGUUGCGCUGUAAAAGCAUCCAGUUGUAAAGUUCCUUCAUGGUGGGUUCUGUAUGAAAACCCCAUGAAUUAACUCCUUUCACAAAGGUGUUUCGCAAAAUUUCCACCACAAAACUGUUCAAGUCAGCCCGUCUGUGCCUCACAUACAGAAUUGGAUCAGACAUUGCAUCUGUUGGUUUCUGCCUUCUAAUUUAUACAUGACAAUUGUGAUGACAUCCUUGGAGCUCUACAGUUUGACUUUGGUGGGUUCUGUGUGGAAGGCAAAGGCAGGCAGAUUAACUCGCGUUUAAGGUUUUCAAAGUCAAGUUCCUCGUAGUCACAGCCAUUUUACCAUUUUGACCGAUUUUUCAAGAGCUACAGAAUAUUGGGUUAUGUACUAAAAGAAGCAGCAAACCUACCAAAAGAAAGAGUAGACCCUUCUUCCAACAGUUUGCUUCUAGCUUUUUCCAUUCUUUAGUAAUCAGCAGUAAAAGAUGGGUUGGUUUUAGCAAAAACAACGUGGCAAAAACAGUGACUGAGACUGAUAUUUUUUUUUUAAUGACGCCUCAAACUACAAAACAAAACAAAGAAAAGAGAGAAGAAUCAUUUACAUAUAAAUAUACAACUAAGAAACGUGCCCUGAGCGAUACAUAGUGCAGGGCUCAAGAACAGACGAUGACUUUCUUUCAGUGUCUUCAGCCUUCACUUCAUUUAUCUGUGGCAGUGAACAUUUGGAUUCCAGUUGUCGAAUAUAAACAUCCACAUCAGUGAAAGAGUUGGACAUCUCUGAGGUGACAAUUUGUGGGAUACCUGUGUGAAGGAGGGGCUCUUUAUCACAAGUUCCUGAAGGCCAAGACAAGAACAUACAUCUGGUCAACAAACAUGUUGAAAAACACCUCCUCGUCAACUUGUCUUAAAUGUUCAUCUUACAGAAACAAUUCUAAAGAUCCAAAUUUGCAUAAACAGUUGGGGAAAGGGUCACACCCCAAAAUAUAAAUAAAAGGUAUUUCAGGACUUUUGGGAAAUUGUUGAAAGCCGACUCCUCCGUUGGGAUCUUUGGCAGAAGAUAAUGGUGAAAGAUGAAUGACGGGCGGGCCACAUCAAGACAAAACGGAUUAAAAGAAAAUGGACAGACAGAAAGCACUCAUUUUACACACAUAUACACACACACGCCAUAACAGAAGGGGGGGGGUGAGGAAGAAGCCCAAGAAACAAAACCUUUAGCCUCCUUGUUUACGAUGCAUGACUUAAAAAAGAAAAUGAGAAAAAAAGAGAUAUUUUUAGUUUUUUCCUUUAAUUGUGAUGAUAACGAGGUGUGCUUCAACAUGAAAAGUGACAAAAGAUUUAAGAAAAAAAAACAAAACUACGUUCCAUCUACCGGGGCGGGUGGGUCGGGAGUCUGUGGUGGGGGGUUCAAUUUGUAAAAUGUGUGAGAUUUUUUUCAGUUGUAUUUUUCAUUUUUUACAAUGACUAUUUUUCUUUAAGGUAUGUAUUGGAUAAAUGUAUGUACGUGCAAGUCCUUGUACCCUCUCUCUCUCUCUCUCUCUCUCUCUCUCUCUCUCUCUCUCUCAUUAAGACUCAUUACGUUUGGUCGGCAGUUCAAACAGAAGGCGACCAUUCCACUCACUUGCGCUGCUGUUCCGUGUCCAUUCUGACGACAGGUCGUGCAAUGAUUGCAGAUUUCCAUGAUUAAAGUGACUGUACUACAAAACUAAAGAUAUCCUGUAUGGAAAGUGAACAAAUAUGAUAAAAAAAUUAUGAUGUACAAAAAUUGAAUAAAGCAAUCCAUGUGGAUCUGCACAUCAUAUGAAAAUUGUCAAUUCUUACAUGCUGCAUUGGCCAUCCAUCCAUUUUCUUUGCCGCUUACCCUCACAAGGGUCGCGGGGAGUGCUGGAGCCUAUCCCAGCUGUCAACGGACAGGAGGCGGACUACAUCCUGAACUGGUUGCCACCCAAUCACAGUGCACAUGGAGACAGACAACAGUCGCACUCACAAUC